AUGUCCCUCUCAGCCCUCACCGCCCAAAGCGAGUUGAUCGCUUCUGUCUUUCGUCCCGCCCACAGACUGGGUCCAGAGUACCUCGAAGAGCUUGCCCUCACUUGCGCCGAGCCUUAUCUCGAAAAGUAUGGGUCUGCAUCUGCUUUCCUUGAGGAGACGAGGAUGGCGCCUUGCCUGUUCUACGGCGUGACCACCGCGCGCUUCGAGCCCAAGCUCGGACAAGAGGUUUCUUCCCAAGGUCUUGGUAGAGUCGGCUACAGGACCAAGGGGCCUGAAGACGAACUUUGGUUCUUUGACACUUUCACCUACAACGGUCAGGCUGUGAACCGAAAUGACCUUUGCCGCUGCUGGGCCAUCACUAUCGACAUGGUCUUCUUCCUCGAGUGGAUCACCAACAUUGGCUUUGCGGACGAAUUUAACCGCGCCCACCUUCUCGAGCUUGUUUCGCUGUACCAAGGUACUUCUGGAGAGGCCGACUAUCUGCGAAAGAUGAUUGAGGAGAGCGAGUGCCCUGUCUGGGAUCUCUAUGAGGCUAUGGACAUGCUGGCCCAAGCCAUGACCAAAACCAUGCACGAGCUCCAUCUCCUGGAGAUCGACCAACAGCUUCUCCCUACCACCCUCCCCGAGCACGCAGUGGUAUUCUUUGACGCCGCGCUCAACUACCGCCACGUCCUCCAGGAGGAAGAGGAGGCCAUCAUCAGUGCUUUUGGCCGCCCAAAGGCAUCGGCUGGCAUUCAGCAGACGAUGCUGCACCACUACAUGAACCGAUACAUUGGGGUGGUGGAUAUGUUCUUUUCCUGGGGGUCGUUCCCUUCGCAGCAGUGGGCGUUGGGUGAAGUGAGGGAUGAUGUUGAGAUGAGGCCUCUCCAUAGGAAGGGGGCUAUCCGCGGCAAGAGCGGAAGACGGACUGUGAAGGGGACCCAUAAGGGUCUUGCUUGUGUUGUGUAG
Molecule: messenger RNA, 948 nt
Organism: Cryptococcus wingfieldii CBS 7118
Lineage: Eukaryota; Fungi; Basidiomycota; Tremellomycetes; Tremellales; Cryptococcaceae
Exons: 3
Coding region: 1-948 (315 amino acids)
Source: RefSeq, a predicted model, not a curated record